Molecule: messenger RNA, 3610 nt
Organism: Oncorhynchus kisutch (coho salmon)
Lineage: Eukaryota; Metazoa; Chordata; Actinopteri; Salmoniformes; Salmonidae
Gene: ivns1abpa
Product: influenza virus NS1A binding protein a
Exons: 14
Coding region: 608-2554 (648 amino acids)
Molecular function (GO): protein binding
Source: RefSeq, a predicted model, not a curated record
ACUACUUGCCGCCCCGCCUGGAUGUACGUACUUUUUCGCAGGCGGGCCUAGACGUUGCUACGUCACCGGCAGGGUGGCACUUGCCAGAGUUUUUUUGAACGCGCUAGAGGAACCCAGACACUGCUCAUUCAACUUGCCUGUGCUUCAGUCACAUUGGAGAUCCAGAGGGACAGAGCGAGAGGGACCUGAGAAAACUGAACCGUGCCAACUGCAUCGUAUUCGCUGUACCCACACAGACAACUCUGAAUUUACAUUAAAUAUGUCUAUCACCAUCUGCUGUCAAAAGCCCCAGGUUAUAAUGCACGACCAACACAGAAAAAGUUUGACUCUAUAGCCAACGGGAUCCUGAGGACUUGAUUACAGUCGCUUCAAGCCUGAUAGUUUGCAUCGGUGCGGCUCCCCCCGGCUCACACCCCUCUGGACGACUGGCAUUGCCCCCACCCCUCCUCCUCCGCUGGUAGAGAAGACUUGGGUUCCCUUGUGGUCUCUGUCUACUUUGCCUUUGUCUUCUCUCCCAUCGUCCCCUGUUGGUCUACUGGUACAAGUAACAGUCCCCGGAGUUCCGUCAUUCUGUAUUAGGCUCUGCCCCCAACAUUAAGCAGUAAAGAUGAUUUCCAACGGUUAUCUGAUCUUUGAAGAUGAGACUUUCCUGGAUUCCACUGUGGCCAAAAUGAACGCCCUGAGAAAGAGCGGACAGUUCUGUGACGUGCGACUGCAGGUGUGUGGUCAUGAGUUGAUGGCCCACCGUGCUGUGCUGGCCUGCUGUAGCCCCUAUCUGUUUGAGAUCUUCAACAGCGACAUCGAGGCUCACGGCGUGUCCCACGUCACCUUCGAAGACCUGGACCCAGAGGCUGUGGAGAUCCUGCUCAACUACGCCUACACUGCCCAGUUGAAGGCAGAUAAGGCAUUGGUUAAGGAAGUCUACUCUGCAGCCAAAAGGCUCAAGAUGGAACGAGUCAAGCAGAUCUGUGGCGACUACCUGCUGUCUAAGAUGGAUUCCCAGACCGCCAUCUCCUUCCGUAACUUUGCAAGCUGCAUGGGAGAUGGCCGCAUGCUGGCUAAGAUCGACGCCUACAUCCAGGAACACCUGCUGGAGGUCUCAGAGCAAGAGGACUUCCUCAAACUGCCCCGCCUCAAGUUAGAAGUAAUGCUGGAAGACAGCCUGAGCCUGCCCAGCAACGGCAAGCUCUACAACAAGGUGCUCAACUGGGUCCAGCGCAGUUUGUGGGAGAACGGAGGUCAACUGGAUAGACUGAUGGAGGAGGUGCAAACGCUGUACUAUUCAGCCGACCACAAGCUGCUCGAUGGCGCUCUCAUCAUUGAGGAACAUGGGGUGUUUGGUGUUGGUGCAGAGGACCACAUCCAGUUUGUGCAGAAAAAGCCCCUUCGUGAGAACAGCAACACCCAGAGACAGCUGAGCUCCAGCUCCUCCGGCAGCACCUCGCCCCCUGGCUCCUCCUCCAACACACCCUGCAGGAGAGAGUGGAAGUAUAUUGCCUCUGAGAAGACCACCAACAACACUUACCUGUGUCUGGCCGUGCUGGAUGGAGUGUUGUGUGUGAUCUUCCUGCAUGGCCGUAGCUCUCCCCAGAGCUCUCCCUCUGCCACACCCUGUCUGAUGAAGAGCCUCAGCUUCGAGGCCCAGCCUGAGGAGCUGGAGGAACACCCGCUGACCACCAUGCACUAUGCCCGCUCUGGCCUGGGCACUGCCACCCUGCACGGCAGGCUCAUCGCUGCAGGAGGGUAUAACCGAGAGGAGUGCCUGAGGACAGUGGAGUGUUACGACCCCAAAGACGACCGCUGGACCUUCACCGCUCCCAUGCGGACUCCCAGGGCUCGCUUCCAGAUGGCAGUGCUUAUGGGUCAGCUGUACGUGAUGGGCGGCUCCAACGGCCACUCGGACGAGCUGAGCUGUGGGGAGACUUACGAUCCGCACACUGACACGUGGGCUCAGGUGCCAGAGCUCCGGACCAACCGCUGCAACGCAGGUGUCUGCUCAUUGAACAACAAGCUGUUUGUGGUGGGAGGGUCAGACCCCUGUGGGCAGAAAGGCCUGAAGAACUGUGACGCUUUUGACCCUGUGACCAAGACCUGGAACAACUGUGCUCCCCUCAACAUCAGGAGGCACCAGGCUGCGGUGUGUGAGCUAGAUGGCUUCAUGUACGUGAUUGGAGGUGCUGAGUCGUGGAACUGCCUGAACACAGUGGAGCGUUACAACCCCGAGAACAACACCUGGACCCUGAUCUCCCCCAUGAACGUGGCCCGCAGGGGGGCUGGGGUGGCCGUCUACGCUGGGAAGCUUUUCGUGGUUGGUGGGUUUGAUGGCUCCCAUGCCCUGCGCUGUGUUGAGGUGUACGACCCAGCCCGCAAUGAGUGGAGGAUGCUCGGUAGCAUGACCGUGGCACGCAGCAAUGCGGGUGUAGCCGUGCUGGGUGAUUUCAUCUGCGCCAUGGGCGGCUUCGACGGAAACAACUUCCUGAACACGCUGGAGGUUUACGACCCCGAGACGGAUGAGUGGAGCGACUGCGCCGAUGCCCUCUCCUCCUCCGCCUGAGGGUUAAGGGUCAGAGAUCAAUGGGGGUGGGGGGUACCUUUCCCAAACUAACAGGCUUAGUGACAUAAUCGUGUUUCGUGAUGUUCCGUAGGUGAGUGGGAGGAAGGGGACAGGGGAACCAUUUUGGCAGGGGGUCUUCAGUGAAGACUGGAGUAUUUGGGGGGGGGGGGGGUGCCGAAAGCAACAUUACGCCUUUGCAUACAAUAUUUUUCGCGCUGUAUAUAUUUUCCUUUUUGUCUUAAGAAUGCCAACAUUUAAUACACAUUUAGUGCAAUUUAGUUUAUUUUGUUGUUGUAAGGUUGUAUUGUUUUCUGAGGAGAAGCUACUGUUUUGAUCAUCUCAACACUACCUUGGACCUACUGGUCAGGAUGGGUGAUGGUACUGGAAAACUUUGGGUUGACUUGAUUUAGAAGGUGAUUCUGAAUAGUUGUUUCCAUUUUAAACUGUCAUUUGAACUCCCACACACAUUUAAAGGUAUGCAGUUUGAAGCCUUAUUCAAAGGAAGAGGGUCACUCCCAUCAUGGCUUUGUCAUUUAAAGAUAUGCAGUUUGAAGCCUUAUUCAAAGGAAGAGGGUCACUCCCAUCAUGGCUUUGUCAUUUAAAGAUAUGCAGUUUGAAGCCUUAUUCAAAGGAAGAGGGUCACUCCCAUCAUGGCUUUGUCAUUUAAACUAAAGCUGGAUUGUGCUUUUCCAAUCUUUAAUGAUGGCCUUUUUUAAAUAUUUUUAUACACUGCUGAUUUACCAAUAGAAGAAGUAGCUGACGCACAUGACAACUGAGUCAUCAAAUGAAACCAGUGUCAGUUUAGUAACAACGCGAACACACACACACACACACACAACCAACCAUGCUUCUGUGCUUGUUCUAACCACAUAUUUUGUUACUGCGUUUUGACUAAUUCACUAUUUGUAGAGAUGCUGUUUUCUUGAUUUCUUGUGUGGUGUUUUAAAAGGGGUUCAGACAUUUGGCUUUUGACAUUUUCUUUUUUGAGUUUAGAAGGUCCUGUAUCACAUUUGUAACACGCUGAUAUUCCUUAACUAAUAAACCAUUUCAACCUGA